Nannochloropsis gaditana CCMP526 is the source of this 281-nucleotide messenger RNA. RefSeq names its product aec family transporter: auxin efflux. The transcript has a single exon. The annotation marks the transcript as partial. The record is from RefSeq and is a predicted model, not a curated record.
UGGUCGGUCUGAAUCCAUUUAGCGAGGCUGGGCGUGAGGUGCGGAUCUGCUCCACCUUUGCAAAUGCGGGCCCCUUACCCCUCUUGUUCGUGGAUGCCCUCUUCAAAAACCAUCCCGACCCGACCCUCCGCACCAGGGCCGUCGCCUUCAUCUCUUUCUACUUGCUGGCCUGGUCCCCCCUCUUUUGGAACUACGGCUACGGCAUCCUUGUGGACAAGACAGAGGAUACAGGGGGAAAGAAAGGGCAACCGAUGGAGUAUUCCUCGCUGGGGACGCAGUCC